AUGGAUAAAAAGGAUAAUUUUGUUCCUCGCCCCAUCAAUACUGUAUUGGAGGGGAAUAAAAAUUACUUAUCUUGGUCUCAAGCUAUGCGCAGUUUUCUUAAGGGUCGCAUGCUCUGGCAUUAUUGUACUGGUGCAAUGACUAUUCCUGUCAAGGGAGCAAGUGAAGAAGAUGCUGUUUUUCUUGGUCGCAUGAUUGAAUGGGAUAGUCAUAACCACAUAAUCCUCACAUGGAUUCGGAACACUUCCAUUCCCUCUAUUUCCAAUCUGUUGGGCAGCUUUGAUGAUGCAAAAUCUGCAUGGGAUAUGUUGGCCAAAAGGUACUCCACUACUCAUGGAUCCAUGAAAUAUCAGUUAGUGGUUGAAUUGCAUCAACUCAGGCAAGAACCAGGGCAAUCCAUCAAUGACUAUUAUGAUCAGCUUCGCUACAUUUGGGACCAAAUUGACCUUUCUGAUCCAACUUGGGCAUGCUCAAAGGAUGCUCAGCAAUAUGCUUCCAUCAGAGAUGAAUUUCGCCUCUAUGAAUUCCUGAUGUCACUUCACAAGGACUUUGAGCCCAUUCGAGGUCAGCUUAUAAAUCGCAGUCCUGCUCCCUUUCUUGAUACUGCUGUGAAUGAGUUAGUUAGAGAAGAAGCUCGUCUUGCAACCCUUCAAGCCCAGAAUAAGCUCAAUGUUUUGGCUAUUACUCCAUCUACUCCACUCAUAGAGCAACCUCAGCAAUCAAGUGAUUCCUCUGGCUCUCACAAUCGUCGCAAGCAGUCCAACAAAAAAGUCUGCAACUAUUGCAAGCAUUCUGGCCACACCAUUGAGACUUGUUUCCGUCGCAACAAAUCUACUGCUGCUGUUGCUAAUACUAAGCUUACUCCGCCAAUGGCUUCCACCUCAGCUGAGUCCCAGCUGUUCGUAUGGCUGGUAAUGCAUCUCUUUCCACUGCCCUAUCUGUUCUACCCGGAUCCGAGGACGGGACAAGAGCUUGGGACCGGCCCUAGAGUUGGGCGUAUGUUUCCCGUGGACAAUCUUCAUCUUCCACCUGUUGCUCCUGUUUCUGUUGCUGCUGCAGCUGCUGCAGUUUCUUCCUUACCAUCUCUUGCACUUUGGCAUUCUCGUCUUGGUCAUGCAUCAUCUUCUCGGGUACAACAGUUAGCUUCUAGGGGUCUGUUGGGUUCUGUGUCCAAAGACAAUUUUGAUUGUACUUCAUGUCAGUUAGGAAAACAACCAGCUUUGCCUUUUAAUAACAGUGAAUCCAUUUUUAAUAGUAUUUUUGAGUUAAUUCAUUCUGAUGUUUGGGGACCUUCUUCUGUUGCUAGUAUUGGUGGAUCUCGAUAUUUUGUUGUCUUUAUUGAUGAUUAUUCUCGUUAUAGUUGGAUAUUUCCUAUGAAAUCUCGUUCUGAAAUUUUACCAAUAUACAGCAACUUUGCCAAAAUGGUUGAAACCCAAUUCUCCAAACGUAUCAAAACUUUUCGUUCUGAUAAUGCUCUUGAAUAUACUCAAUAUGCUUUUCAAGCUUUGUUACAUUCCUAUGGCACUGUGCAUCAUCUAACUUGUCCAGGUACCUCUCAGCAAAAUGGUCGAGCCGAAAGAAAACUUCGUCAUAUUCUUGACACUGUUCGUGCUCUUCUUCUUUCUGCCCAAGUUCCUGCCCCAUUUUGGGGUGAAGCUGCUCUUAAUGCUGUUCAUGCGAUUAAUCGCAUUCCAAGUGCUGUCAUCCAUAAUCAGACUCCGUAUGAGCGUCUCUUUGGGUCACCUCCUGAUUAUCAUCACCUUCGAUCCUUUGGAUCUGCUUGUUUCAUUCUUCUUCAAUUUUAUGAAUUCAGUGCACAGCUUAUCAUAGGCUUCUUGAAAGGUCAACUUCUGGGGUACUUUAUCAUUAGAAGAACCCUCACUGUCACUAGCACUCUCUACAAUCACUUUAUCGGUUGA
Messenger RNA from Quercus robur (English oak), 1917 nucleotides. RefSeq lists its product as uncharacterized. Lineage: Eukaryota; Viridiplantae; Streptophyta; Magnoliopsida; Fagales; Fagaceae. The transcript is spliced from 4 exons. Gene Ontology annotation, biological process: DNA integration. Gene Ontology annotation, molecular function: nucleic acid binding. The record is from RefSeq and is a predicted model, not a curated record. Bases 1 to 1917 code for a protein of 638 amino acids.